Molecule: messenger RNA, 2589 nt
Organism: Lachancea nothofagi CBS 11611
Lineage: Eukaryota; Fungi; Ascomycota; Saccharomycetes; Saccharomycetales; Saccharomycetaceae
Source: the annotation of a GenBank genome assembly
AUGACCAGCGAAAAUCCCGACCGCGAGGUUUUGCCUACAAACGUCACACCGGUGCAUUAUGAUUUGAGCUUGGAACCCAAUUUCGAAACUUUCAAGUUCUCCGGGAGCUUGAACAUCGAUUUAAAGGUCAACGACGCCAGCAAAGACGUGGUGCAGCUCAAUACAGUUGAUAUCGACAUCCACACGGCGGAAAUUGGUGGUAAGAAAGCCCUUAAGUGGGACACCGAUUCGGAAACCCAGGUCACCACGUUCGAAUUUGCCAAGGGGCUCCUAAGUGAUGCGGAAACCGCUACUCUGAAACUAACGUUCACAGGUAUCCUUAACGACAACAUGGCUGGCUUCUACCGUGCGAAAUACACCGAUAAAAAGACCGGCGAAACAAAGUACAUGGCCACCACGCAGAUGGAACCCACUGACGCUAGAAGAGCGUUCCCUUGCUUCGACGAGCCAAACCUCAAGGCUACUUUUGACAUCACGCUGAUCUCAAGCUCGCAUUUGACUCAUUUGUCAAACAUGGACGUAAAGUCUGAGUGCAUCAAGGAUGGCAGAAAAUACACUGCGUUCAACACUACUCCCAAAAUGUCCACCUACUUGGUUGCAUUUAUUGUUGCUGAGUUGAAGUAUGUCGAAAACAAGGACUUCCGCAUACCAGUGCGGGUGUACGCAACUCCAGGCGAAGAACAGCAUGGUCAAUUCGCUGCAGACCUUACUGCGAAAACUCUCGCAUUCUUCGAACGUACUUUUGGCAUCAAAUACCCGCUCCCUAAAAUGGACAACGUUGCUGUUCACGAAUUCAGCGCAGGUGCGAUGGAAAACUGGGGGCUUGUGACGUACAGAGUCGUCGACCUUCUUCUGGACCGUGAAAACUCUAGUUUGGGGCGUGUCCAAAGAGUUGCCGAGGUUGUACAACACGAACUGGCCCACCAAUGGUUCGGAAACUUGGUCACUAUGGACUGGUGGGAAGGCUUGUGGUUGAACGAAGGCUUUGCCACUUGGAUGUCAUGGUAUUCCUGCAACGAGUUUGAACCAGAAUGGAAAGUCUGGGAACAAUAUGUCUCUGACACAUUGCAAUCUGCAUUGACGCUUGACUCUCUCAGAUCAUCGCACCCCAUCGAGGUGCCUGUAAAGAGGGCUGAUGAAAUCAACCAGAUCUUUGACGCCAUCUCUUACUCAAAAGGUUCUUCCCUCUUGAGAAUGAUUUCGCAAUGGUUGGGCGAAGAUGUCUUUAUCAAAGGUGUCUCUCAAUACUUGAACAAAUUCAAAUACGGGAAUGCCAAGACUGAAGAUUUGUGGGAUGCAUUGGCCGACGCUUCAGGUAAGGAUGUCCGCAAAGUCAUGGAUAUUUGGACCAAAAAAGUUGGUUUUCCCAUCGUUUCCGUCAAAGAAGACGGCAACAAUGUGACCUUCACUCAAAACCGUUACUUGACCACAAAAGAUGUCAGGCCUGAAGAAGACCAAACACUUUUCCCAGUGUUUUUGGCUUUGAAAAAUGGCAAAGAGGUCGACCACUCUCUGGUGUUGAACGAAAGAACUAAAACAGUCACCGUAAAGGAUCCCGAAUUUUUGAAAGUUAACGCUAACCAAGCCGGUAUUUUUAUCACGUCUUAUUCGGAUGAAAGAUGGGCCAAAUUGGGCAAGCAGGCUGAUUUGCUCUCGGUUGAGGACCGUACAGGUUUAGUAGCAGACGCCAAAGCCCUUUCUACUUCCGGUUAUACCUCUACAACAAAUUUCUUAGAGCUUAUAUCUGGGUGGAAAACUGAGUCGUCUUUUGUGGUCUGGGAACAAAUGAUCAAAAGUUUAUAUUCUUUGAGAGCGACAUGGUUGUUUGAGCCAAAGGACGUCAAUGAGGCCUUGAAUGAGUUCACUCGGCAACUCAUUGCCGCGAAAGUCGAGGAAUUGGGCUGGAAGUUCGAAACAUCGGACUCCUUUGCCACUCAGCGUAUGAAGGUUGAAAUGUUUUCUACUGCCAGUGCUGCCAAGAUUCCAUCAGUGGUUUCUGCUUCUUUGGAGAUGUUUGACAAGUACGUGGCUGGCGACAAGAAUGCCAUUCCAGCACUCUUGAAACCUUCCGUCUUCAGCACUGCGGCCAAGAAGGGUGGUCAAGAAUACUACGAGAAAAUGUUCGGCAUUUACCAAAACCCCGUCUCGACGGAUGAGAAGCUUGCUGCACUAAGGAGCAUGGGCAGAUUCGAAGAUCCUAAAUUGAUGGAAAGAACCUUGGGAUAUUUGUUCGAUGGUACAGUAUUGGUGCAGGAUAUUUACAUUCCCAUGCAAGGCAUGAGAAUGCAUGCUGCCGGUGUAAAGGCUCUAUGGGUUUGGAUCACUGAAAAUUGGGACGAACUAACAAAGAGAUUACCUCCAGGACUAUCCAUGCUAGGAUCAGUCGUGGCUAUGGGAUGCUCUGGCUUCACUUCUCUAGAAUCCAUUGAGGAAGUGAAGAAGUUUUUCGGCAGCAGAUCAACGAAAGGAUUCGAUCAAGGAUUGGCGCAGGCUCUAGAUACAAUUACUUCCAAGGCUCGGUGGAUCAAGAGAGAUCGCGAUCAAGUAUCUAGAUACUUGAAGGAAAAUGGAUUCCAAAAGAACGCUUAA